Molecule: messenger RNA, 1344 nt
Organism: Anopheles moucheti
Lineage: Eukaryota; Metazoa; Arthropoda; Insecta; Diptera; Culicidae
Exons: 2
Coding region: 1-1344 (447 amino acids)
Source: RefSeq, a predicted model, not a curated record
AUGGCAGGUGGCAGAAAGGACGAUCGCAUCAACUAUUCACAUUUAGAGGAAAUUUUGUUGAAUCUUGCGCUGCAACUUUAUCCCCAUCAGCAACAUAAUAGAUUUCCGUGUAAGAGCUGUUGGCUGAUCACGGAAAGGCAGAAACAGCAAGAAAUUCAUCAAAUUUUAGACAACACGAUCGAAAUCUAUCACUGGAAUCGUUUCUCUAAUCAAACGAUUACGAUCGAUCCUCACAACAUUAUCGUACCGGACGAGAUUCGUAACUUGCACGGCUUCGAGAUUGAAAUGUAUUACCUUGACUUUAUGAGCACAGUAAUGACCUUUGACAUAUACCUUUUAGAGCAGAUUUGUAGUAAGAUAAACGCCACUGCUGUUGUGACGGAUGUAUAUUCAAAUCGAAUAUCAGUUAGUGUGCUGGUAGGAAUAAAAAAUGUGAUUUUAAGAGGGCUGGUGCCGGGUCCAGGGAUCAUUUUUCUCGCAGUAAAUGUCCCUCGAGCCAAGCCCAAGUCAAUCGUAUCGAUACUGAUCGAUCCUUUCGACAUGUACACAUGGAUCACAUACUUAAUACUAGUCCUUACAAUGGCCAUUACUCUCUCCUUAUUUGGAAAGCUUCUCGGAAGACGCCGUUUCGUGGAGAUAGUUCUUGAGCUGUUCAUGAUUUCCCUCGCUGGUCCGUCAAGAGCAUAUGGAGGAUCGUUUGAGAAUCGAAUGAUCACUGUAUUCUGUCUUAUGGGAAUAGUGCUCGUAUCGUCCUACCAAUCGCUGGUCAUCUCCUUCAUGUCUUUCGCGCGCUAUCAUCCCGAGAUCAACACGCUGGCGGAGAUACAGGAUCGAUGUCUGUUUAGGGAUGAUCAGGAUGCUCAGUUCUUUAACUUUAAGACAUAUCCUAAUGGGCUUAAUGGUAAAGUAGAUCAGGAAUGCUUUUUCGAAAUGGGACGAGAUAACGAAGAACGAACUAUAACAGUUGCUUCAAAACUUAUUACAAACAAGCGCAUGUUUUUCACCGAAGAUCACAUUCGCUACAGAGUAGAAAAUUUUCGCUACGCCAAUACUAAGUUUUUCGAGUACCAACUCUGCUAUAUGAUUAAUCCACGUCUUCGUGAUAAAUUUACGUUCAAUAUUCAGGCAAUUACCGAAUCAGGUAUGUAUGAUCAUUACUACAACAACAAAUCACAACCAGCUUGGCUCUAUAAGCCAAAUACCUUUGUUGAUCGAGUCGUGAAAGUAGGAGACCUUACAUUGCUGUGGUAUGCUUACGCGUGCGGAAACUUACUGAGUGUUGUAUCUUUCGUAAUGGAAACAGUUAUUCAUAAUGAGGUUAACGGAAUAUCGAAUCCAAAAUAA